Nothobranchius furzeri (turquoise killifish) is the source of this 6311-nucleotide messenger RNA. Its product is annotated as sperm-associated antigen 1. The record is from RefSeq and is a predicted model, not a curated record. NCBI's taxonomy places the organism in Eukaryota, Metazoa, Chordata, Actinopteri, Cyprinodontiformes, Nothobranchiidae. Gene Ontology annotation, molecular function: peptidyl-prolyl cis-trans isomerase activity; protein binding.
AUCAAAAGCAAAGAACAUCAAUAUUCCUGUGUUCAAAUUUGCAAAAAACAAACAAACAAACCGGAGUGAAGUAAAAUCAGCUCAAAAGUACCAGCAGUCAUGUGACUUCUAGGAGUUUUAAUACCAAACUCCUCAGUGAUUUUCGUUCAUUACACGUAUACCACUGCUCUAUCCACCCACACCUCUGGGGCCACACGCAGUGGCUCUUUGUGGCUUUGACUUAAAAUAACAGAAAUUAAAUCAGUUUUUAUACCCUCGAUAAAAACAUAGUUGGCUCCCCUGUGCAGUUUUGUACAAAUAUGUGAUUCACAAGUUUGGCUUUAGUAGUUUAUUACCUUAUGGGCACCUUAAUUCAUUGCCAAGCCAGCUAGUGUCAUCUUUUUCUUAAAUCUACCCCAACUUAAACAUUUUAAGACCUGUUUAAAUGGCAUACUUGAAAGAAAAAGUGAUUAAUUACCCAUUUGACAGAUUUUACUCUUGCUCUCUCGCGUGUUUCCUAAACAGCUUUUCCUCAGUGGGUCAAGGAGCUGAUGUUUAACUCCAGCUGUAUUUGGGCGAGGGGUAGGGGACACCCAGGUCAGGUCUCCAGUCCAUCCCAGGGAGUCACACUUGGGAAGACAUCACCCUGGGAAAAAUAUUGCCCCAGGGUCAGCCCUGGUUAUGAUAUUAUUACUUCUCUAUUCCUAUUAUCUGACAUUUCACCUAUUGACAAGCUGCGUGACCACUGGCAACAAUAUAGUUGCCAGUCAUAAAAAUGCUAUUUUCUUCCAAAAAAAUUGCAUAAUUGAAAAAAACAUAACACAAUUAAGAGGGACUCAACUGAUAAAAUGACAUGCAUUACGGCUCUGCAAAAAGUUUGGGCACAAAUGGGUUAAUCCUGCUGACAGACUAAAAUGAGACAUUAAAAUAAUACAAUCUGCUAAACCUUUGCAAGUUAUUCUGAAGACCAAACAAAGGCUUUUCUUUGCAAAAAUCCUUCAUAAAUGUUCAAGUAAAUACUAGUCUUUUUUUUUCCUAAAAGUAAUAAAGUAAGCAUCAAUUAGCUCCUUUUAAUGUCACUCAAAUAACCAAUCUGUACUUUUUGUUUCACAGUGAGAUACUGAAUACAUUUAUGCAAAUACUAAAAUGUCUCACUUAGAACUUGUUAAAGCUCUAAAUUUUAUCUAAGGGGCAUACAUGAAAAGAAAGUUGUACAGCUCUCAAUAAUUCUUAUUUAGAGGAAAUUAAUGACAGAACUUAAGAUUGGUAGACUUAAAUAAAUUUUUAGAUGGAAUGCUAUUCUAGUUUGCAUACGCAACAUGACCCACCAACUAUAAGGAAUAUUUAAUGUUGACAACAUCACAGAAAAAGAUGGUGUUAAAAUGUGAAGGUGACGUUGGGUAAAAGCGUUAGCUAGUUCUAGCUUCCUCAAAUCUGUGUGGAGUACAGAAAUCAAAAGCAUGAUGGUGCAAAACAAUGUUGGCAUGACCCGUCAAAUAAAUUAACUCCCAAAAACAUCUUAACAAUCAGCCUGGGGCCUCAUUUAUCAAGCUUGCUUAUGCACAAAACGGGGUCGGAAAACUGCGUAAGCAACUUUCCACGCAAACUUUGGGAUUUAUGAAAGAAAACUUAGCAGAAAAAUGUGCGCAACUUUAAGUUGACUAAGGACCUGGCUUACACACAUUUUGGACAUGGAGAGCACCUGCAGUGCUGCUGCUGAGAAGGAUAAAAUAAUGAAUUCCAGCAGCAUUAUCACUUGUACUGCUUUGUUUUCACACAGAACAAGACCCCCCACACGCACACACAGCCUGAAGCACAGAAUACGGAAUGCUGAAUAUCAGCAGGGGGGCAAAUAGAGACAGAAUGUCAUGCGUCUGUGAAAGUGUGAGCGUCCCGUCACUGUGACCCGACUGGUCAUGUGCCCUGGCUACUUGAUCAAAGAGAGAUGCCCAUUUGGCUGACUGGUUAGUGCGUGUAACUUUCACCUGGGAGUCUGGGGGUUGAAUCCUGAUCAGAUCAUUUUUAAUAUCCACCACAGAUCUCUCUGAAGAAUUCAGCAUUGACGGCUUCAGCAAUGCUGUGCCACUCCGGAUUUUCUCUGAUUUGUUUUGCAAAAGCACUUCCUUUCAUUUCUCCACCUCACCCACAAGUACCUUAGUUUCUGCUUGUGAAAUAGUGCUUCCUUGAUCUGCGGUCGGGAUCGAAAUGCUGCAACAAGCCGGCUUAUGUAUAUGCAUGAGAUCCACAAGGCACUUUGCAUUGACUAUUUAUGGCAGUAAGUGAUAAGGGAUGUGACUAAAAAGCAGCUGAGAACCUUUCUAGAUAGUCUCUGAUUUAUGAAGCGGAAAUUGCGUGCAGCUGUACGUACUCCAUGUUUGAUAGAUCACAAACCUAUUUGGCGUAAGUACAUUUUUUUUGCUGAGCUUAAGUACGGUUUUAGUAAGGAUUCUAUGCAAUGUUUGAUCAAUGAGACCCCAGGACUCUUUCGGCUGAUCUGGGUUCUUCUGAUAAGCUGAGUAGAGCUCCAACUCUCAGAUGAAUGGAGAGACCAGUGGACCAAACCUCUAGUGAAAGGCUGCACAUCACUAUAAUUUAUAAAUCUCAUAAAAAACAACAUGCUUGUGAUACAUUAGUGGCUUGCUAUUUAAAGAGGAACUAGGCAGUUUUGGCUUGCUUUUACCACCUCCUAGUACCUGCAGAACUGAACCCAAAACCUAUCCUCACUGUGCAUUCGCCCCUUUAGCAUCUUAAUCUAAGAGCAGAAAUGUCUCCCCAGCCUUCUUUAGUGUCUACAGGAGUGAUUCAGCACUAAAUUAAACAAAUCGGCUGUGUUCAUAAAACAUGCAGGAAAUGUGCUGGAAGCAGACUGCAGCGCCAGGUAUGUCAGCUCCAUCUUCUCUUAAGUCAGUCUGAUGCUGAAGUGGAAUAUUCUGGCCACAGGGGGCGAUAGGGGCUGGGUGGCAUUUCAUCAACCCAAAGGGUCAUUUUAGCACAAGGCUCGAGAAAAUGUUGCAGUGUCCCUUUAACAUAAAAUUAUUUAAAUCAGACUAUAAAAGUUCAUAUAUUUUUUUCACCAUUUGCUGACAUUUAGUUUUGCAAUCCAUUAGGUGGUUCAGCUGUAAUAAAAGCAGUCACUAGUAACAUUCUCCUUUAAUCUGAUGCUGUGUGCAGGUCUCUUGCAUGGCUCAUAGUUAAGCCAUCACCGAGCCGUCAGCCUGCCCUGCUUCCAGAGUGAGCUUUUGUUGUCCAGGAGUGAUGUGGAAGCUUUCUUAUCCACAAGUCUGGCCUCUCACUUCCUCCUGCAGGGACUGCCCUACCAAUCGUAGGGGUAGGCGAGGGAUUAGCUCCACAGAUUAAAGUGGCCAUCUCCAAACCCUGCUUAAUCCUGCCAUCUGUCAGAGAGCAGAAAACCAGCCAAGACUCUCUUCACUGGGCUAAUUAGAAAAGCCAGAGUUGCACUCUGAAAAAAGGGGAAAGGAUCUAAACACACAAACUUCUCUGUUGGAUACUAGAACUUCACAAAGGCAAUGGAGGAGAUGUUCCUUCUCAACUAUCCUGGAGUCAAGAAGAAAAUCCUGGCUGGAGGCACAGGACCACUGCCUCAUUUUCCACCUGGGACUAAGCUGGUUUUCCAUUUCCAAACACUCCUGGACAGCUUUGAGAGGACGGUAAUCGAUGACAGUCGACUGGCCGGCAGACCAGCUGAGAUUUUUGUCGGAAAGAUGUUCAAGAUGGAAGUGUGGGAGCCAAUGCUGAUGUCCAUGAGGGUUGGAGAAGUGGCUGAAUUUUGGUGCGAUGCCACUCACACAGGCCUGUAUCCCAUCGUGUCAAAGGGAAUGAGACUGAUCGCUCAGGGAAAAGACCCCCUGGAGGGUCAGAGACACAUGUGUGGCAUGGGAAACCUGUUCCACUAUCACUCCACUGGUUUCCCUGAGCUGGACGAGCUCAUGAGAAAUCCUCAGCCUCUAAUAUUCAUCAUGGAGCUGUUGCAGGUAGGAGACCCCUUGUCCUACCACAGAGAGUCGUGGAUGAUGGACAAAGAUGAGAAGCUGCAGACGGUGCCGACCCUCCACAUGCAGGGCAACGCUCUGGUCAAGCAGAAACGAUUCCGCGAAGCCGCCAGCAAAUACAAAGAAGCAGUCCUGCUGCUGAAAACCGUCCAGUCCAGAGAGAUGCCAGGUGAUGUAGACUACAUUAACUUGGGUCGGAUGAUUGUUCCCCUGGAGCUGAACUACUGCCAGUGCAUGUUAGAGUUGGAGGAGUACUAUCACGUUAUAGAGCACACCACUGAGCUGCUGGAGAAACACAAAGACUGUUUGAAGGGCUACUACAAGAGGGCCAAGGCUCACGCUGCUGUAUGGAAUGAAAAAGAGGCUCGGAGAGACUUCAACAUGGUGGCCCAGCUGGACAUCUCCCUGUCCUCACUGGUUCGCCGAGAGCUGAAGGACCUGUCGGAGCGCAUGAAAGAGAAAUACUGGGAGGAGAAGGAGCAGUACUGGAACAAGCUGGAGACAGUGGAGAGUAAGAGCACAGAAGAGGAGGAAAAGGACUUCGGUGAGGAAGAGGAGAAAGGAGGAGACGAGAAAGGCAAGCGAGAAGACCUUGAAGCUGCGAUUCAAGUGGCAGAAGAGUCAAGUCCUCUGAAAAGUUCUGCAGCUGGUGAGGAAGAGAAUGAGGCAGCACCAUCUGAGGGAGAGGAGGAGGAAGCAAGCUGCUCCGCCAUCGAACCAGGUGCUAGUGACAAAACCGACGAGAAGGACUGGCAGCAGAUGUUACGGCUGGUCAUGCUGCAGCAGAAUGAAGGGAACUUUCUCAUUAAAGAGAAAGACUUCCAAGAAGCUUCUGCAAAGUUCAAGGAGGCUAUAGAAUAUGUGGACAUACUACAGAGUAAGCAGGUGGACCAAAAGGGUGAGGACUGGGAGUCUCUGGAGAAAGUGCGUCUUCCCCUUACUCUCAACCUCAGCCAGUGCAUGCUGGAGCUGCAACAAUACCAGCAAGUGGUGGAGCUAAACAGCAGGCUGCUGAAGACGCACAGAGGUAACUUUAAGGCUGUGUACCAGAGGGCGCGCGCACACGCCGCGCUGUGCAACGAGGAUGAAGCUCGGAGAGAUUUUGGGCUGCUGGAGAAAUUGGACCCAAAGUUCAAGCCCUUUGUUGUCCAGGAGCUGAAAAAGCUGGGUCAAAACAUGCGCACCAUGCAUGCCCGCCAGAACAAGACUUACUGGGACACAUCGAGGGAGAAGUGGGGGUCCGGUGGAAGCAAGACCAAGAGUGCAGCAGGACAGAAGAAUAUUAGAUUUGCCCCAAAAGAAAACACAGAUGUGGAUGAAAAGACUGCCAGCAGUAAAGCUGAAGAGAAGGAAAGCCCAGACGAACACUGCCCUGUUCAGACAGAAGCAGUAGAUGCAAAAAGUCCAAAUUCAAAAGCAGAGCAGAGCAAUAAAGAGCCAGAGCGUGCGACGGUGAGGGAAGAUGAUGAAAACACAGAACGGGUCGUGACUCCUGCAGCUGAGCCAGGUGUACCUGAUAACCACAAAGCACAUAAAGAUAGUGAAUCUGCAGCCACCGGCUCUGAUAAUGUAGUGAGAAAGAGAUCAGCACAAGAUAAGGGCAAGAAGAAGGUCAAGAGCCAAACAAGUGGUGCUCCACAUCCAAGCAGAGCAAAAUCUGGGAUCAAAGGCGGAAGAUCUAAGAAAGGAAAAGGAGGCUCCGUCAAACACGACCGGUGUGUUGACGCGACGCCGAGUCAAAAGUCAGAAAUGUAGGUGAAGACAGACACAAACAGAUCUAUAAGUGGGAACAAAAUAACAGGAAAUAUUGAUUCCAUCAGACAAACAUAAACAAAACCAAACUAUAAGCUUGUAUUUGGCCUCAUUCUGAGUCUUUAUGAUUCAGCUCUCAAAGGAUUUAUCGCAUAGACACAAAAACGACAAAAAAAAAAAAAAAAAAAACAGAGAGAAACGAAAAGUUUGCCAAAUACAAAGUUUUAUUUCUGUACACAAAGAGUAGAAAGCAGCCAGUAACCCACUUGUUAUUACAGUAAAAGCAGUUCCUCAGAAAACUUCUUGUAUAGAUUAAAAACUCCAGAGAACAGAUGGUGAAGGUGUGGGAGUUCUGGGCUAUAACAGAAAAUCAAAACCAUUAAACAAUACGCAUUUAGGUGAUUAAUGAGGUAUAUUAAUGUUGAGUUUAAAGACAAAAAAAGAGAGAAACCUUAGUUCACCUGCAAGGAGUGAGUGUGUGUAUAAACGUGUGUGUGUAGAAAACACCUUGUUUGACGUUAGGCAAUUUAAUACGCUGCGUGUGUCCAUGCGUGUGUCUGUGUGUGUGUC